Messenger RNA from Orcinus orca (killer whale), 6515 nucleotides. It is a transcript of the gene LGALS8, whose product is annotated as galectin 8. The record is from RefSeq and is a predicted model, not a curated record. The coding region runs from base 524 to 1345 and encodes 273 amino acids. Gene Ontology annotation, molecular function: carbohydrate binding. Lineage: Eukaryota; Metazoa; Chordata; Mammalia; Artiodactyla; Delphinidae. The transcript has 11 exons.
UUUACACAGGUGCCUCAGUUUCAAUCUGGGAAUUCUUUAAAUGAAACUUGUUUAAAAUCUUAGACCAUACCCAAAAGAGAGACCCCAGUCAACAGUAAGGUGGAAAAGAAUGAUGUUGUCCUUAAACAGUCUACAGAAUGUCGUCUGUAACCCGGUAUCUGACUUCUUCCCAACUGUAUCAGCUCCUCCCGGAUGGACGGGACUCAUACUUCUUUCCAGCUGCAGGCUACCUUAACAUGACCCUGGUGUAGAGCAGACAUUUAAUGAAUGACAUAAAAAAGGCAAAGCAAUAUGAAUCAGCUAGGAUGCUUGGGCAGAUAAUCCCCUAUGUUGGGACCAUUUCUGAGCAGUUGGAGCCUGGAACUUUGAUUGUACUACGUGGGCAUGUUCCUAGUGACUCAGACAGGAAUCUUCCUUGCACACUUCACUUCUACCCCAUCAGCAGAGCUUGGGGCACCUGGGCGAACGCACCUGCGGGGAGACUGGGCAAUGUGGGUGCUUGUGGUGGACUGCCACCAGAAGCAUGUUCCAGGUGGACUUACAGUGUGGCAGCAGCGUGAAACCUCGAGCGGACGUGGCCUUUCAUUUCAAUCCACGGUUCAGAAGGGCCAACUGCAUUGUUUGCAACACUCUGAAAAAUGAGAAGUGGGGCUGGGAAGAGAUCACCUAUGACAUGCCUUUCAAUAAAGAAAAAUCUUUUGAGAUCGUGAUCAUGGUGCUGAAAGACAAAUUCCAGGUGGCUGUCAAUGGAAAACAUACCCUGAUCUACGCCCACAGGAUCAGCCUAGAGAAGAUCAACACCCUGGGCAUUUAUGGCAAAGUUAUCAUUCACUCCGUGGGUUUCAGCUUCAGCUCGGAUUUAAGAAGUAGCCAAGCAUCUACUCUGGAAUGGACAAAGAUAAGUGAAGAAAAUGUACAGAAGUCUGGCACGUCACCGUUUACUCUGCCAUUCGUAGCGAGGUUGAACUCCUCAAUGGGCCCUGGACGGACUGUUGUCAUAAAAGGAGAAGUAAAUACAAACGCCAAAGGCUUUGCUGUUGAUCUACUAUCAGGAAAAUCCAGGGAUAUUGCUCUCCACCUGAACCCACGCCUGAAUAUUAAAGCAUUUGUAAGAAAUUCUUUUCUUCAGGAGUCCUGGGGAGAAGAAGAGAGAAAUAUUACCUGUUUCCCUUUUAGUCCUGGGAUGUACUUUGAGAUGAUAAUUUAUUGUGAUGUUAGAGAAUUCAAGGUUGCAGUAAACGGUGUACACAGCCUGGAGUACAGACACAGAUUUAAAGACCUGAGUCAUAUCGACACGCUGGAAAUCGAUGGCGAUAUCCACUUACUGGAAGUAAGGAGCUGGUAGCUGACAGGUGUGCUACAAAAACUGAAAUACAGGUGACUUCUGUAACACUGGCUUGUUAAAAUGCAUCUUACUCUCAUGAUACGGUUUAUAUAUAUUGUUAAAAUGAGCUGUAAGUCCUACUGGGUGUCCUCAGUCCAUGUCACGCAGUGAGACUUUGUCAAGCAAAAAGUGAGGACAUUUGAGGCAACAGCAGCUUAUAGCCAUUAUUAUAACAGGCCUUUCUGCUCUCUCUCCUGUACCCUGGCCGCCUCUUUUUUAAACCUACUUCACAUUCAACAAGUGUUUAUUAAGAGCCUGCUGUAACACAGUAGCCACCCUGCAUGGAGCGCUUGUCUUUUGCCAGCACUGUGCUGGGAGCUGGGAGGACACAGUGAGGCACGUACGUUCCCUGUUCUGUUCAGCUCAGAACCUUCCGUGCUUUGCCACUGUGCCAUUGUUUCUCCUCCACGCACUACAUAAACUCACCAGGCACUUAAAAGAAUUAUUCUGUUAGAUCACCUGAGGACACUAUAGGCGACACCACUCUUCCUGCAGUGCUGCCCUUCAUACCCAGUGUUUGAUCGUAUCCUGUAAUUGAGAGGAUUGAUGUUGACCUACAUCUGGCAGUUUUCUUUAGCAUAAUAUUUAUAUCUUCUAGCUGUAAGCAUUACCAAAUAAUUAUCAUUAUGAGAUCGGAACACAGCACAAGAUAGAGGCAAAAAACAAAGCAAAACGAACAAAACCAAAUGGUACUGAAAUUAACUUGAUGUCAAUCUCCAGGCCACUGAUCUUCUGUACCAGUAAAUGGUUAUUUUAGAAUAUUGGAAUUUAGGGUGAGUCAGAGGUCUCCUCUGAAAGUUUAAGGUAGACAAGAGAUGGAUUCAAUUUGUAAAAUGUUUGUGGGUAACAAAGCAAUGUCAAGAUUAGACUUAAUGAUUGAUUAUAGAACAGGCCCUAUCAGAAAGUAAAAUACACCAGCAGAGACCAGUGAAGUAGAGGGAGGCCGUGUGUGCCUGUUGCUUGUCUGCACGCAGACCAGCACUGCCUCUCCUCUUCUAAGACGACCCCAUCAUCGUUAGUGACUGAGAUCAAAACGCUGUUCUCCCUUCAGUGAUUAAAAUCAAACCUGUAUCAGCAAGUUAAACUAUUGUUGCAUUUCUGUAAUUUUUUCUGUUAUUCUUUGAAGAGAGUUGGCAGAAGUUCUUUGUAGAAUUCUUACAGGUCAGAUCUUGUCACAGGGAAUUUCAAAGCCUUGGGAGUGGGGAGGUAAAAAGCUAGAUCAGUCAGAUCAUUUUAUAUUAAAUCGCUGGGCUGAAUUCUGCCAGGAUUUGGGAAUAUUUUCAUAACAGCUUUUGGUUAGGUAUUAUUUGUAUCCCUAUAGUGGAAAAAAUACUGUUACCAGUCUUACUUUUAAAAAGUACUCAGUGUAGCACUUAAUUCUUUUCCACCUUGUCAUAUUAAUUUAUUAUGCCCAGUCUUGCCAAGCUAAAACAAACAAAAAAACACUGGUGGAGGAGAGGAUGUUGGGAAAGCUGUAGAAGGCAAGAAGGGUCUAGUAUCCCCCAAGGUUUUUUUUUCCUCCAGAAAAGAACAUCAGAGGGCCUGGCAGAUGGUAGAAACGGUGGACCACUUAGGAAAAAAGAAAAGCCCACUUACCUUGUUUCCUGUAAGUCUUAAACAUAGUUCAUUUUCAUUUUAUGUGGAUGAUACUAAGAAGUCUGACCAUUUCUUUGAUAGAAUAAAUAUAAAAUCUUAAGAUUGUUUUUGAAAAGAAGCCAUUAGCACUUAUUAAUGAAUCCUGUUGAGAUGUUUCAUAAAGAGAAAUAUGUGUUCCUAGCAAACUCCGUCUCCAGACUGCAAAUCAGCCUUUGCUUGUCACGAUUCCACACUAAGUUUCUGUAUUAAAUUAGAUCAAGGGCUUUCAGACUUGAUUUGAACACCUAUGGAACAGUGCUUAGAGGCCUUAAAUUUUAAAAAGGCAUAAAUAAAUAAAAUGCCUUAAACAAAAUAAAGGCAGAUUUGUUUACUUUUAUUUGCACCCUCACUUUGCAGCUUCACCAUGACAUAGUAUAGAGAUUAGAGAACUUCAAAGCUUUGAAAAAAAAUCUGUUGUUUACUUUUUUCCUCAUAAAAGUAAUCCUUGGUUAACCACCGAUAGAAAUGUGAGCAUUUCUAACCCUGAAGGGGCUCCCUCUUACCACCUGGUGGUUCUGAGCCCUCGUUAUUUGUGGGAGCAGUGAGGUGUGGCUGUUUUAUAAACAGCCUACUGCUUCCACCCCCUGCCCCCCAAAAGACUGAAGGAUUAAGGAGAGACGAUCAUAUUCUAGAGCAGAAAAUGCAUCCCACAACUACUCCCCUCCAUGAGCACACGCAAAAAUUAAGACUGAAGUGUCAUCUACCCAAAAUGAAAAGUAAAAGUCCAAAUGGCUUUACAGUUCAAAGCAUUCUUGUUGGGUGCUGAAUAACUCUCAUUUUCUUGAAGUAAAGAGCUGCUUUGAGUGAAAUCUCUGACACGGAUGCUACGUACAAAAGAUAGUCCUUUACCAGGAAAGUUAAGGCUUUACAGUCUAAAUGGGGGUUAGCUGUGGGUGCUAAAAUUAAUCAUGUAUGUAAUGGUAAUAACAUCACUCAGAAAAGCCCACCAUCGAUGGUCUUAAUUAAACAAACAGCAGUCUGUAUAAAAAUACCAUGUAUCAUUUACUCUUUUUGUAUAUUCUGUACAACUGGCAGGAGAGGCUUAUGUGGUAGCACAAACCAGGUGGGAAUUUUGUAAAGAAGUCCAAGUAGGUGUUAGCGGCACCAAAAGUAAUAUGGUCCUAAACACCCAAAAUAAAAAUAUGAAAAGUCAGUCUGACCUCUGAACAGCAUGAAAUACCAGAGAUCAGGGCUUUAGAAGUAGCUCUGGAGCGGCUCUCCCAGGAUCGUUUCCAGCCGCUGAACAGUCUUCUGGCACUGAUGCUCCACCUCUUCACAUUCAUCUAAAAACAAAAUCAAAAUGAGUCAGUCUUCCUGCCUCAGUUCUCAGAGCCUGGUUCCUCACAUCUCGCAUUCGCUGGCCGUCAGUCAGAAGAGAGAAAUGAAGCACAGUCCUGAGGCGGAAGCCAUCCUGGAAACCCCUCCUCUGCCUUCCUCCUUCCUGCCUUCAUUCCCUUCUUUCGGUCUAGGACUGGGGAAGCAGAAUAAGACAGACCCCAAAAGAGUGGUACACAAACGAAAAUUCCAGAUGCCUAGCGAUGCCACUCUUAGUAGUUCACACAGCCCCUCUCCAGGAGGGAGGAAACAAAGGUGCAGGCACCUGGUUUUGGAUCAGCAGUGAACCGCUAACGUGAAGGCAUCUGUCUACUCGCCUCCAUCACCCCGCUAAUAAGCUGCACUGUUACUUCUUGGGCUGCGUGGUGGCACAGUGCUCGUUCUGCCGUCGGUCCAGAACUGCGCAAACCUGGACUUAAACCCCAGUUCCACCUGUCACACAUUUCUAUCAGCUAGAUUACUUAAUCUCUUAAAGCCUCUAGUUUUUUCCUUUAUAAAAGGGGGAUAACGGCAUAUGCCUUGUGAGGAUUAACGACAUCAUCCACGUAGAGCACAGAGUAAGUGCUGGUCAUUAACAGGCAGCCACCCCAUUGCAGCCUUAGUGGCACUGGAUGUUUUGGUAUAAUAACCCUAGAUCUGUGGACCAAAACAUUCAAUCACAGACAUGCGUGAGGUUAAAGAAAAACAGUAUCAUAGUCUGCACCGUCAGCAAAAAAACACAAAAGUAAAGAUAGUGAGAUUAUGCUAUAAACAAAUCUCAAAUGACAAUGAGGCAGCCCGUGCACCCCACUCAAACCAGGAGCUCAGCCUCUGCACAGAGGGCUGGAGACACGAGCUCAUCACAGGCUAUCCAAAUGUGCAUUCUCAUUGGGCACAUUCCCACAGAAGUUCACUCUAAUUAUUUCUUAAUAGUUUGGGAAUUACCUUCCAUCAAUUCAGCUAAGAAAGGAAUGGAUUCUGGUAACAAGACGAUAUAAUUCUCUCUUAGCUUUUCAGCCAGUGCCAGCACCGUAAUCAGAGCAGCAAAUCGAACCUGAAAGGGAUAAAAAAGGUGAAGAAUAAUUAAAAAAAAAAGAACUAGUAUUCUUGUAUUACUUUAUGAUCUAACUUGAGAUGAGCUCCGAAUUUUAAACUGUUAGCCUCACGUGAGUUUAUUUCACUUUCUGGCCAACUUUCAUCUUGGAAUACCAGUUUGUUUAACAAUUCAGGAUCCAUCUAUAAUAUGGGCAACCUUAUAUAUCAGUGCUUUUCAAUCUGUGUUCUAGAAUUACAAGCCUUUCAUGUGAAUGUCUUUUUAUAACAUUUUUCUUAAAACAAACCAGUAAAAAUGCCACCUGCAAAUUCAAGUGUGUCAUCAAAUGUGACUGCACUGGAGCCGCCAGCUGGCCUGGCCGCUGGUGAUGCUGACCUGGCAGGACCGCGUCCCCGGCCACUGCAGGCAGGACUCCCGUCCUCAGGACCCUGACUGGGGUCACAGUAUGGUUGUGUGAGGGGCCAGGUGCCGGCUCUGGCCACAACCUCACCUCAGCCUGACUAAAAAACACACUCAUUGUGUCAUAAAUGUCCUAGUUUUGGAACUUAAAAGAUUGGAGUGUUGCUCACGACUUGUCUCUGACAAGGAAUGCAACCAGUUGUUUGUUUUGUUAGUGAUUCACUUUGAAACAAAAGCUAUGUUAGUCUUCUUUCUGGUUUUGGGUAAUUCUGGUAAAGAAUAUUUGGAUAGAGCAAAGUGAGUUGUUGAAAAAACGUUUGUUACUGCCUAUGUUCAAUCAGGAUUUUCUUGAUAUUGUACAAUCAAAACAACAUAUUACAAAACAACAAAUUUAAUGCAACUUUGUUAAGAUCCUACAAUUUAAAAUUUGGGGGUUCCCAUCCAUACAUCUGUGAAGAAGAAUUAGCAUAAUAAGAAGAAAAAUACAUUUUGUUAAUUACAUUUUACUUCCAAGACCUUUCAAGCCAAUGUAGAAAAAGAAAACUUUGGGCACUGUGAUCCUUUCAUGUGUAAAAAGGAAACUGAACUAGAAAAAAUUAAAGUAGUAAAAACAUUAAUCUGAAAAAUAAUAAAUAAAAUAAAAUUUGGGGGUUCAUCGAAACAGCCUCAUUGUUUUCAUUACUUCCUAAUAAAUGCUGUGAAUUUCAACUAAUAAAUUUAUUAACAAAA